AGAUAAGAGAAAGCGAGGGUUUCAGCAUGGUGCCUCAUCUGCUGCUCCUCUGCUUUGUCUCUACUCUGAGAACUUCUCUCUCGUCUGUGGUGCAUCAGUCCCCCGAGUCCAUCUCUGUAUCCGUCGGUGACUCUUUUAAACUAAAAUGUACUCGUGAUCUGCCGAUAUCGUAUUGUUUCAGCUCAAUCUCCUGGUGUAAAGUCAACCCAAGAAGUGGAAAACUAGAUGAUAUCAGUAAAGAUAAUAAAGACCAGGAAGAAGAUGAUAACUUAUCGUGUACCAAGACAAUCUUUAAUGCCCGAGUUCAAGACUCAGGUACUUACUACUGCGCAUCUAUACAUGAUAAAUUGUUGUUUAUUGGAACUGGAACCAGAGUCGUCGUCACAGACACAGGUCCGGUAAAGCUGUCUGUGGUUCUGUACACCCCGGUGGAGGUGGAGGUGGACGCUCCCUCUGUUCUCCUGCAGUGUGUAGUGAUGGACGUUGUUCCCUCUCAGGUCAGAGUAUCGUGGUUGGUUGAUAAAGACGAGCGCACAGGAUGGACAGAUUCAGGCUGGACAGGACACGACGAUGCAGCCUCAGUAUACACUAGAGCUCAAAUCAGGGUCCCUGUAGAGGAAUGGAGCUACGCGACCAUCCAGUGUGUCGUGAUGUAUACAAACCAGACCGUGUACCGAAGCGUGCCACCACGAACAGGUCAUUCAGAUUUGUCUGUAUCGAUGCUGUAUGGAGCCUGCAGUGUCUCUGUCUUCACCGUCGCCGUGAUGCUCGCUGUGGUUCUGUGUUCAUGUAAAGAGAAACACAACACACACACGAUGAUUACAGAGAAACCUUCUACUAUAACGCAUGUUGAAUAUUCCUACUGGAACACUGACGACGUUAAUUAGACCCUAAUAGAUUAGCACAUUAGUCUAAACAAUCAAGCAAUAAGUGAGAAUAAGUGUAUAUCAUAUGUCUUUAUUUCUUCAAGUUUAUUUGAAUAAAAAUAGGAAUCUAAUUCUAUAAAUAAGUCGACACAAUAUGCUACCAAAGUUUAUAUCCAUGGGAUUUUUUAAAUAUAAUUAUCAUACAAUCAAAUUGUGACUAGUGAAAAACAGAUUAUUUCUUUUUGUG
Messenger RNA from Tachysurus vachellii, 1113 nucleotides. RefSeq names its product immunoglobulin kappa light chain-like. The transcript has 6 exons. The coding region runs from base 27 to 887 and encodes 286 amino acids. The record is from RefSeq and is a predicted model, not a curated record. NCBI's taxonomy places the organism in Eukaryota, Metazoa, Chordata, Actinopteri, Siluriformes, Bagridae.